Dacryopinax primogenitus is the source of this 1017-nucleotide messenger RNA. RefSeq names its product rhomboid-domain-containing protein. Lineage: Eukaryota; Fungi; Basidiomycota; Dacrymycetes; Dacrymycetales; Dacrymycetaceae. Gene Ontology annotation, cellular component: membrane. The coding region runs from base 1 to 1017 and encodes 338 amino acids. Gene Ontology annotation, molecular function: serine-type endopeptidase activity. The transcript is spliced from 4 exons. Gene Ontology annotation, biological process: proteolysis. The record is from RefSeq and is a predicted model, not a curated record.
AUGCGCGGGGACGAGCUCCGGUACCCGCUUGAACAGCGGAUAGAAAAUCGACGGAGGGGCGUAACGAGACAGCGAUGGUCCAUCGUCGUUCCUAUCCUCACCGUUGCGAUGAUUUCGGUGUUCAUCUAUGAGCUGGUCCUCAACGCGCACUUUCAAGGCACACCCGUCUCCUUCCACCCCACCGUCAACUACAUGCUCGGUCCCGGCGGUUCAACACUCAUCAACGUCGGCGCGCGCUUCGUCCCAUGUAUGAAGCUCGUGCCCGAAGUCCCUCCAACAACGCAGCUGGCCUGCAUGAAUGACACCGCCAACCCCGCCGACCAGAUCUGCCCGUUAUCGACCGUAUGCGGAUUUGGCGGGUUCCCGGCGGAUGGUGUCCCCAACCAGUGGUUUAGGUUCAUACUCCCUAUCUUCUUGCAUGUGGGGAUCAUCCACAUCCUCUUGAAUAUGCUCGCUCAGGCAACGUUGUGCACCCUUGUCGAACGACAAGUCGGCUCAACAGCUUUUAUCAUCAUCUAUUUUGCCGCUGGAAUAUUCGGCAACGUCCUGGGCGGUAACUUUGCCUUGUUAGGCAUAACGUCCAUGGGCGCAUCGGGGGCGAUCUUUGGCUGUGUGGCUGCCCAAUGGGUAGACCUGUUAACGCAUUGGAACCUCGAGGACCGGCCUGGCCGAAGUUUAAUCUUCCUCAUAAUCGAGUUCAUCAUCGGUUUCGGGCUGGGCUACAUCCCCGGAGUGGAUAACUUUGCCCAUCUCGGCGGGUUCCUCAUGGGCCUCCUAACCUGCAUCGUCCUCUUCCCCGUCAUCUCCGUCACCAGAACGCACAUGAUCGUCGUCUGGGUCUGCCGGAUCCUCGCCAUCCCACUCAUAAUAGUCCUAUUCGUCGUGCUCAUCCGGAAUUUCUACACUACAGACCCGGCGGCUGGAUGUGAGUGGUGCAGGUACUUGAGCUGUAUCCCUACGAGCGCGAACAAUUACUGCCAAGGCACGGGGCUGACGACGGGCAACACGGCCUUCUGA